AUGGAAGGACAAACACAAAUUUCCAGUUUUAACUCAUGUUUUAUAGGAUCCACCGUGAGAACCUUCACUCCGUUUUAUUUCCUGGUGGAGCCAGUGGACGCUUUAUCGGUUCGAGGGGCUGCUGUUAUACUGAACUGUUCAGCUUACUGCGAGCCUUCUCCCAAAAUUGAAUGGAAGAAAGAUGGGACUUUCCUAAAUUUGGUGUCAGAUGACCGGCGCCAGCUGCUACCGGAUGGCUCGUUAUUAAUAAAUAGUGUGGUGCAUUCCAAACACAAUAAACCUGAUGAAGGAUAUUAUCAAUGCGUGGCAACUGUGGAAAGCCUUGGAACCAUUGUAAGCAGAACAGCAAAGCUUACAGUAGCAGGACUUCCAAGGUUCACCAGCCAGCCAGAAUCAACGUCUGUCUAUAGAGGAAACAGCGUAAUUCUGAACUGUGAGGUCAAUGCUGAUCUAGUACCAUUUGUGAGGUGGGAGCAGGAUCGUCAGCCGCUCUUUAUGGAUGACCGUUCAUUCACACUGCCAACGGGAGCCCUAAUCAUUAGCAAUGUUACGGAUGGGGAUGAAGGACUCUAUCGCUGUGUCAUGGAAAGUGGUGGGUCUCCCAAAUACAGUGAUGAAGCAGAGCUUAAAGUUCUUCCAGAUCCAGUCGUUCCAUUAAGCCUGGUGUUUCUGAGGCAGCCUUCUCCACUUACCAAAGUUACUGGGCAAAGCGCAGUUUUUCCAUGUGUCGCUGCAGGAGUCCCAACUCCAGUUGUCAGGUGGACAAGAAAUGAAGAAGAAUUUACCAUAGAAGGCUCUGAAAGAUUUCUGUUGCUGGCUGGAGGGAGCCUACAGAUCAGUGAUAUCACAGAAGAUGAUGCUGGGACAUAUGCCUGCAUUGUGGAUAAUGGGAACGAAACAAUUGAAGCUCAAGCAGAUCUUACAGUUCAAGCACCACCUGAAUUUCUGAAGAAGCCUGCUAAUAUUUAUGCUCGUGAAUCUAUGGAUAUUGUCUUUGAGUGUGAAGUGACUGGGAAGCCAACUCCAACAGUGAAAUGGGUCAAGAAUGGAGACAUGGUGAUCCCUAGUGACUACUUCAAAAUUGUAAAAGAACAUAAUCUGCAGGUUUUGGGCCUUGUGAAAUCAGAUGAAGGAUUCUAUCAGUGCAUUGCAGAAAAUGACAUUGGAAAUGCGCAGGCUGGAGCCCAGCUGAUAAUACUUGAACAUGAUGUUGCCAUCCCAACAUUACCUCCCACUUCACUGACAAGUGCCACUACUGACCAUCUAGCACCAGCCACCAGUGGACCCUUGCCUUCGGCUCCCCGGGACGUCGUGGCCUCCCUCGUCUCGACUCGCUUCAUCAAACUGACAUGGCGGACACCAGCUUCUGAUCCGUACGGAGACAACCUCACCUACACGGUAUUCUACAGCAAGGAAAGUAUGAACAGGGAACGUGUUGAAAAUACAAGUCGCCCUGGAGAGAUGCAAGUGACAAUCCAAAACCUGAUGCCAGAGACUGUGUAUGUUUUCAGAGUUGUGGCUCAAAACAAACACGGCCCCGGAGAGAGCUCAGUACCACUGAAGGUGGCAACUCAGCCUGAAGUUCAACUUCCUGGUCCAGCACCGAACCUUCGAGCAUAUGCUAAUUCACCCACUUCAGUCACUGUCACGUGGGACACACCAUUGUCAGGCAACGGUGAAAUCCAGAACUACAAGCUGUAUUACAUGGAAAAAGGGACAGAUCAUGAACAGGAUGUUGACGUUGGAGGUCACUCCUUCACCAUUAAUGGAUUAAAGAAAUACACAGAGUACAGCUUCCGAGUGGUAGCCUAUAAUAAACAUGGCCCUGGAGUCUCCACCCAAGAUGUUGUUGUGCAAACUCUGUCAGAUGUCCCCAGUGCUGCGCCCCAGAACCUGUCACUGGAAGUGCGGAAUUCCAAGAGCAUCAUGAUGCAUUGGCAGCCCCCUCCUACAGGAACACACAAUGGUCAAAUCACUGGCUACAAAAUUCGCUACCGCAAAGCAUCUCGUAAGAGUGACAUGACUGAGAGCAUUGGUGGGACACAGCUGUUUCAGCUCAUCGAAGGUCUUGAACGAGGUACAGAAUACAGUUUCCGUGUGGCUGCCUUAACAAGCAAUGGUACAGGACCAGCAACUGAUUGGAUAUCAGCAGAAACUUUUGAGAGUGAUCUAGAUGAAACUCGUGUUCCUGAAGUUCCAAGCUCCCUACAUGUUCGGCCGCUUGUUACAAGCAUUGUAGUGAGCUGGACUCCUCCUGAAAACCAGAACAUCGUGGUAAGAGGCUAUGCUAUAGGAUAUGGCGUUGGCAGUCCUCACGCACAAACUAUCAAGGUGGACUACAAACAGCGCUAUUACACCAUUGAGAACUUGGAUCCAAGUUCCCACUAUGUCAUAACUUUGAAAGCAUUUAACAAUGUUGGUGAAGGAAUUCCACUGUAUGAGAGUGCAGUGACCAGGCCUCAUACAGACACUUCCGAAGUUGAUUUAUUUGUUAUUAAUGCUCCAUACACUCCAGUGCCAGAUCCCUCCCCCAUGAUGCCACCGGUGGGAGUUCAGGCUUCCAUUCUGAGCCAUGACACCAUAAGGAUCACAUGGGCAGACAACUCCCUGCCGAAGAAUCAGAAGAUAACAGAUGCUCGCUACUACACGGUCCGCUGGAAAACCAACAUUCCUGCAAACACAAAAUACAAGACUGCAAACACAACCACCUUGAGCUACUUAGUGACUGGUUUAAAGCCAAACACCUUGUAUGAGUUCUCUGUGAUGGUGACGAAAGGUCGAAGAUCAAGUACUUGGAGUAUGACAGCGCAUGGAACUACCUUUGAAUUAGUUCCUACAUCUCCCCCAAAGGAUGUGACUGUCGUGAGCAAAGAGGGGAAACCUAGAACCAUCAUUGUAAACUGGCAGCCUCCGUCUGAAGCCAAUGGCAAAAUUACAGGAUACAUCAUUUACUACAGCACAGAUGUGAAUGCGGAGAUACAUGACUGGGUCAUCGAGCCUGUGGUGGGAAACAGAUUGACCCACCAGAUCCAAGAGUUAACCCUCGAUACACCAUAUUAUUUCAAAAUCCAGGCACGGAACUCCAAGGGCAUGGGGCCUAUGUCGGAGGCAGUACAGUUCAGAACACCCAAAGCUGAAUCCUCAGAUAAAAUGCCUAAUGAUCAAGCAUUAGGAUCUCCAGGAAAAGGAAGUCGGCCAUUGGAUAUAGGACCUGACUUCAAACCACCCAUGAGUGGCAGUAACAGUCCUCAUGGAAGCCCCACGUCUCCCCUGGAUAGCAACAUGCUUUUAGUCAUCAUAGUGUCUGUUGGAGUGAUCACCAUUGUGAUAGUGGUGAUUGUUGCAGUCUUCUGCACUCGGCGCACCACCUCUCAUCAGAAAAAGAAACGAGCUGCCUGCAAAUCAGUGAAUGGAUCCCAUAAAUACAAAGGAAAUUCUAAGGAUGUCAAACCUCCUGACCUUUGGAUUCAUCAUGAGAGAUUGGAGUUGAAGCCCAUUGAUAAAUCUCCAGACCCCAACCCAAUCAUGACAGACACCCCAAUCCCUCGAAACUCCCAGGACAUCACACCAGUUGACAAUUCCAUGGAUAGCAAUAUCCAUCAAAGGCGCAACUCAUACAGGGGGCAUGAGUCUGAGGAUAGCAUGUCCACGUUGGCAGGAAGAAGAGGGAUGAGGCCAAAAAUGAUGAUGCCAUUUGAUUCUCAGCCCCCUCAGCCUGUGAUUAGCGCCCAUCCCAUCCAUUCACUCGAUAACCCUCACCACCAUUUCCACUCUGGCAGCCUCGCUUCUCCAACUCGCAGCUAUCUCCAUCAUCAGGUCAACCCUUGGCCGACUGGCACCUCCAUGUCCCAUUCAGACAGGGCCAAUUCCACAGAAUCUGUGCGGAAUACACCAAGCACAGACACCAUGCCAGCUUCCUCAUCUCAGACAUGCUGUGCUGACCAUCAAGAUCCAGAAAGUGCUGCAGUAUCUUAUCUGGCCAAUGCACAGGAGGAGGAUUCAGGCCAAAGUCUCCCUACUGCCCACGUCCGUCCCUCUCACCCUCUGAAGAGUUUUGCAGUGCCAGCAGUUCCAGCCACAGGUUCAACAUAUGAUCCUGCGUUGCCAAGCACACCGUUACUGUCUCAGCAAGCUUCGAACCAUCCAGUUCACUCGGUGAAGACUGCGUCUAUCGGGACUUUAGGGAGAACUCGACCACCUAUGCCAGUGGUAGUACCCAGCGCCCCCGACGUUCCAGAGACCACCAGGAUGCUUGAGGACUCAGAAAGUAACUAUGAACCGGAUGAGCUGACCAAAGAGAUGGCCCACCUGGAAGGACUAAUGAAGGACCUUAAUGCCAUCACGACAGCAUGAACACCUUCACCAGGACAUGACUCCAAAUCAAGUUACAUAAGUCUUGGAACUCUGCCUUGGACCACAAGGAAUUGUACAGCGAAAGAGAGGGAUAGCACAGGAGAGCAGACAUAGAAAGCAAACAAAACAACUGGUGCAUUAAUGCUAAUGUUGGUUAAAAAAUGACUUUUCUCCUUGUCGUCCAGAAACAAAGUCAUUGCCAGGCUGAAGUCUGUUUGCCUGCUGAAUCCAUGCAGGAUGGGGACACAUCAGGUGAAAUCUAGUGUCCAGACAAGAGGGGGAAAAAGCAGAUGGACUCUGCAUUCUUUUUCUGGUCAGGUUUUGUCUCAGUGGUGUGAUUGCCCUGCCUUUUCAGUGUUGGACAUUCGCAUUUAUGUACAAUUUUGUGUGUUUUUAUUUUAUUUUAUCUUUUUUUAUAAAAAGGAAAAAAAAUUGUGUAAUCUGAAAAAAAGAAAACUGUUGUUGUUUUCCCCAACCUAGACUGACGUUUGACUGCUUGUUCUAUUGUGUAUGGAAGUUCAUUGCCAAUGUGGGUAUUCUGUUUUGUUUUUAUUCUGCAUAUAAUUACAUCUCCUUCCCGCAGUUAAUCCAUGGCCAUUUGGGAUGCUGCAUUGCUAUUUGUAAGCUCUUAUAUUAUUUUUAUAUUAUAAUUAUUAAAAGCCUGACUUUCUCCUCUCAUCACUGUGAGAUUACAAAUCUGUUUGAAUUGAAAUGUAACACUGAAAGACUUGUUUGUCGCUUUUUGUGCAGUUUCAAUAUUUUGAUUGGGGAAAGAAAAGGGGGAGGGGAGCCAUGGGCUAGUAGGAGGUUUCCUUAUUGUCGUUUUCCAGUCUUCAUAUGUUCACUAAAAGACUGAAGAAAAUGAAAGCAUCUUCUGUUAUGUCCUUUCUUGUAACUUAAUCAUACAGUGUCUCUGGUUAUUAAAUUGCAGUGCGAGUCUUUUAGAACCAUUUUUUAAAAGUUCCUCUUGUACAGUAGGAUUCUUAUGUACAGAUAACAUCAUACCUUAUUUUGGCAACAGUGCUUGGAUUUAUUGUUAGCUAUCAUUUUAAAGAUCCUACAGAUAUUAACAAUUAAGUGCAAAUUGAGCAUUAUUUCAGCUCUUAGGACAUGCAGCAAACAGUUUGCACAACACUUAUCCGCUGCUAUGAUACUUAAAUCUAGGGUUUAAGUACUGGCAUAUCCUGAAGCAGAGAACUGUGGAGGGGUUGUAAUCCAAUAGCAUGCCUUUGGAAACAAUCAAACUCCACUAAUGCGAUCUUUCCACUAUAUAAACCCCAGCCAGCAGCUCUUUCAGCUAAAUCCACCCCAGUGUAAUUUUUCUAUCCCAGACCAUUUAAACAGUGCUUUGAAAAGAAUUUUAAAUGUUCAACUGCAAUUGAGGCAAAAUGUAUUUUUACACAUUGAAAACCAUAUAAAAAUCAGUAUUAAUGUCUCAGGUGCUGCUCUCACAUCUCUCUAGGAGGGGGAGGGAAGUUAAAAGGGAAUUCCUGCAGGAGGAAAACAAGGACAACUGAAGUGUUGUCUUUUUCCAACGUGCUGUAGGAAUGGUGACUGGCCUAAGGAGAUGAAAUCUCCGCUUUCCUUGGAACUCAAGAUAUACACUUUGUUAGGAAGAAAACAAAACCAGAAUUUACUGAUGGCUUGAUAUGGAAAAUCUACUCUGCCAAAGCAGGUGGUUAAUAGGCUGGGAGUCUCUUGUGCCUCUCAGAACACUGAGCAGAAAACAUUAGGAUUUAUAUAAUAAUAAAGCAAUAAGUCUGUAUUUUCUUUUUCUUGUCCAUUUGGAUUAAAAGAUGACUCUCUAGGCCAGUGGUCUGGUUCCUGACACUGAGAAAGAAAGCAAUGAAUCAUCCUGGAAAUUGGCUGCAACUUAAUUGAGAUUUGACUUCCUUUCUUUUCUUGGACUCCUUGUGUGUUGCCAUUCCCAGCAGAUUUGCUGGUAUUAUUUAUUAUUUGGGGGGUGGGGAGGGUUUGGGGAAAAGUGUAACAUUUGAGCACCCUGGGCCACACUGAAAAUAGAUGUUCAGCUGUUAUGGCAAUACAAUUCAGGGCAAAAUAAGAUACAGAACUUGUAUUUAACAAAACACACACACUUGGAUGCACAUGUUGCUUCUGACAUGUUGUGCGUGUUUUCCUCUGACCUAUACCCAAAGAAAUACCAUCAUGUGUACUCAGUAUUCUUAGCUGUUGGGUCUUUGUGAAUAUUACUUCUGUAAAACACGGGGAAUGUUAAUAUUGUCACUGAAUUUGGGAUGGGGCUAGUAUUUUUAUUGAUAAAACAACUGUUCAAGGUUGGGUUUUUUAAGGUUAAACUAAAAAUCAAGUCACUGUACAAUCUGUAUUGCACUUUUUCAUGUUUUAAUGCUACAUUUUCUUACAUAUCCUGUGCUUUUGAAUUUGGAACAUUGUGUAUCUUGUAGUGUCACAGGCUGUGUUAAAUGGCAGCUUCCUUCAGAAGCAUUUGGGGAAAAAACAAACCAGCCCUGUCUAUGGCUUUUAUUCUGAUGUAGGAGAAUUUUGAGGACUGCUGUAGAAUUCAACCUUUCUGUACCAUUUUCUCCCCUCCCCCCUUUUUUUGGCUUUUCUGUAGUAUUUGCUGUAUACUCUAUGGCUUUUUUAAUAACUUCAUGUUUAUUAUUUAGUAUUGGAUAUCCAAUACACUUUUUUAAUCCAA
Pelodiscus sinensis (Chinese soft-shelled turtle) is the source of this 7030-nucleotide messenger RNA. The record is from RefSeq and is a predicted model, not a curated record. NCBI's taxonomy places the organism in Eukaryota, Metazoa, Chordata, Testudines, Trionychidae.